Messenger RNA from Mesocestoides corti, 1020 nucleotides. Lineage: Eukaryota; Metazoa; Platyhelminthes; Cestoda; Cyclophyllidea; Mesocestoididae. The record is from the annotation of a GenBank genome assembly.
AUGUCGCAUGACUACGCGUCGCUGCAUCCCAUGGACGACGCCGUACCCGAACCAACUAAUAAUUCCAGCAUCACGGACCAGAAAUCCAGCACAGGUAAUGGUGCAGUCAACGGCGCCGUAUUCCGACGACAAAUUUUCCAACGAGGAGGCGCUACGAGGAGUUUAGUUCACGUGCCUUCGCUGCGUAGCCCUCUGAGCUACCGUAGCCCUGUAUCUGUCCAGUGCAUUUGUAAUUCGGAUGGCCUCUCGAUGGAGAACAAGGUGGAUCCCUCGACGAGGUCUAGCCUCGAGAGUCUCGACUCAAGUCCCACUGAUGAUAGCGACAACAACGUAAACACGGCGGAAAGGAACCUGGCUAUCAGGGAGGCAAGCACAGCCAGGAAGUCAAGCAGUGAGGUGUCUUCAUCCGUCCAGUUGGUCGAUAUUCAACGUGAUUUUGACCAAUCGCAAGUGAAAACCGACCGUCUUCAGAGGUUGGCUGGCGCUUACGAAAGUAUACUCACUGCCGUGGGAGAGGAUAUCCAGCGACCUGGGUUGUUGAAAACCCCUGAGCGAGCAGCAAAAGCACUGCUCUAUUUUACGAAAGGUUACGAGGAACGAGUCCACGAUCUCCUGAACAACGCAAUUUUUGAUGAAAAUCACGAUGAAAUUGUUCUCGUGAGGGACAUUGAGAUGUUCUCGAUGUGUGAACACCACUUGGUUCCGUUCGUGGGUCGGGUGUCGAUUGGGUACCUGCCCAGAGGGAAAGUGAUUGGCCUGAGCAAGAUCGCGAGAAUUGUCGAGGUAUUCUCCAGACGGCUGCAAGUGCAGGAGCGCCUAACUAGGCAGAUUGCAAUGGCGGUGACCGAGGUGAUCCAGCCACGUGGAGUUGGAGUAGUCGUUGAGGCGACCCACAUGUGCAUGGUGAUGCGAGGGGUUCAGAAAAUCAACGCUGUGACCGUAACCUCUACAAUGCUGGGUGACUUUAAGGACGACUCAAAGUGUCGUCGCGAAUUCCUAGCGCUGAUCGGAAAGCACUAA